Messenger RNA from Fusarium musae, 492 nucleotides. RefSeq lists its product as uncharacterized. The record is from RefSeq and is a predicted model, not a curated record. NCBI's taxonomy places the organism in Eukaryota, Fungi, Ascomycota, Sordariomycetes, Hypocreales, Nectriaceae. The transcript has a single exon. Bases 1 to 492 code for a protein of 163 amino acids.
AUGACCAAGCGCCGCUUGUCUCGCGACUCUGAGGACGAUGCGCCCCGGAAGUUCCGCAAGGUCAGCUUUCAACAACAAAUCGAGCACACUGGCAACUCCGACGGGACUGUUUCUAGUCUGCGAAGAUGCGGCCUCACACAACUACUCAACGAGGUCGAGCCCGAAGCGCAGCUAUUGACACCAGAGAGAGACUUGAGGCCCAGCAACGACGAGCCGACCAACCUUGACGAGCAUUCCAGCUCUGUAGGAGCCGAUACAGACAACAGCGCAGGGGAACCCAGCGAUGAUUUUGAUAUUGAGGAAAGCUUGAAAAGCCCACGCCCAGAGACUUUACAAGGAAUGUCCGAUUACAUUGAUGAACUCAAGGGACGUCUCAAGUCGAAGACCCGUGUGAUGAAGUAUUGGAGAGAGUCGACCAUGCUUCUUUUGGAGGAGGUAGAAGUCUUAGAGGCCGAAUUGGAGGAAGUCAACAAGAAGUUUACCCGAGCCUGA